Messenger RNA from Malus domestica (apple), 1341 nucleotides. Its product is annotated as isoeugenol synthase 1. Lineage: Eukaryota; Viridiplantae; Streptophyta; Magnoliopsida; Rosales; Rosaceae. Gene Ontology annotation, molecular function: oxidoreductase activity. The record is from RefSeq and is a predicted model, not a curated record.
UUUGUUCCAUCUUCAUCAUGCACUCAUUUUCCCUAUAUAAAACACAAUAGCCCUUACAAGUAUCAGCUGGGAAGAACAAUAUUAAUGAAGAAGGUUAUGGCUUGUGAGAACAAGAAGAUACUGAUAUUUGGAGCCACAGGGUACCUAGGCAAGUACAUGGUGAAAGCAAGCGUUUCAUUGGGCCAUCCAACCUAUGCUUACGCCCGAUCAAUCAAACCCAACACUCACCCUUCCAAGCUUGAGCUGCAUAAAGAAUAUGAAGCCAUGGGAGUCACCAUCUUCCAAGGUGAACUCGAUGAGCACGAAAAGCUAGUCGCAGUGCUUCGACAAGUUGACAUUGUAAUAUCUACAUUGCCUAUUCCUCAGCUUCUUCAACAGUUCAAAAUUAUCAACGCCAUCAAAGAUGCUGGAAAUAUAAAGAGAUUUAUUCCGGCAGAGUUUGGAGAUGAUCCAGAAAGAGCAAGCGCGCUGCCGCCUUUCGAGGCUAUACAUGAGAAUAGAAGGGUGAUUAGAAGGGCGACUGAAGCAGCAGGAAUUCCGUGCACUUAUGUGUGUGCAAACUCAUUUGCUGCAUAUUUUGUUGAUUAUUUGCUUCAUCCUCGUGAAGAACUUGAGGAAGUCAUUGUUUAUGGCACUGGUGAAGCCAAGGCUGUGUUGAAUUACGAGGAAGAUAUAGCCACCUACACAAUAAAAGCAGCAACAGAUCCAAGGGCAGCCAACCACGUUCUCACUUGUAAACCGCAACGAAACAUUAUAUCUCAGCUGGAUUUGAUUUCUUGUUGGGAAAAGAAGAAAGGACGGAUGCUCAGAAGGAUUCAUAUCCCAGAACAAGAAAUCCUCAAUCACUCUAAGACUCUUCCUCCCCCAGACAAUAUACGUGCAGCAAUCAUUCACAGCUUAUUCAUCAAAGGUCAAAUGAGGAUUGAACACACAGCAAACGACCUAGAGGCCUCAGAAUUAUAUCCCGAUUACAACUACACUUCCAUUGAUAACUUCCUUGAUAUUUGCUUGGUUGAUCCUCCCAAGCCAAAAUUAGCAACAUUGACCUAGUGAGCACAAGGCAAAGUUUGAUGACAAGUGGGCUUGGUAGGAGUGCCAACUUCCUACUGUGUAGGGUGACUCCCUUUAGCUAUGUUUAUUUGGUUUUUGUAACAAUGCAUGACAGUACUAUCGAUUAUGCUUGGCACAACACAUACUUUGUGAUUACCGUUGUGUGCGUAACUAUUAUGCUCUGAACUAAUGUGAUAAUAAUAGGGUUGAACCCUAAUGUGUCCCCAAGUGAGAAAGUUGCGUAAGAUAACUUUUAAUAUUUUUAAUAAAGAGUCAUUUGGUUUAAAUUUA